AUGUCUCCGAGCGAACCCACGAAAGUAUUGAGUAGUCCGAACGCAAAGGCGAAACUGAAAGAGAAAGAGCGGGAGAAGAAAGCCAAGUCCGCGAGCAAGCCACAGACAGACCGACUCAAGAUCGUGGUCCGGAGACUCCCUCCAAACCUUCCGGAGGACAUCUUUUGGCAAAGUGUACAGCAAUGGGUCACCGACGAGACAGCGACAUGGAAGGCGUACUACCAGGGCAAGUUUAGAAAGCGAUUGAACAAGGAAAACAUUCCGUCUCGGGCAUAUAUCGCGUUCAAGGAUGAAGAGAUGUUGGCCAUCUUCAGUCGAGAAUAUGAUGGACACUUAUUCAGAGACAAGGCUGGCAACGAGUCAAUGGCGGUUGUUGAGUUCGCGCCAUUCCAAAAGAUUCCCGCAGAGAAGAAGAAGACAGACAGCCGUCAGGGGACAAUCGAGAAAGACGAGGAUUAUAUCUCGGCCCUGGAAUCGCUGAAGGAGGGACCCAAGCCUGUUGAGGCAGAGAAUUAUGAUGCAUUGGUCGCGGCGUCACAGCCUCCACCCCCACCCACGACCACUCCCCUCCUCGAGGCACUCAAGGCGGAGAAAUCGGCGCAGAAAGAUAAGGAAGCCAUCCUUCGCAAUCACGCGCACUACAAAAAUGUGAAUGUCAUUGCGGGCCCGAGCGCCCCUGCACCCACCAAGGAGUCGAAAAAGACGGGCGGUGCGGCAGCGGCAGCUGCCGCUCAGAAACCCGCAGAGCAGCCACCACAGGUGAGCAAGAAGGCCGCAAAGAAGGCAGCGGCAGCAGCCAAGGCUGCUCAACAGCAGCAGAAUCAGCAGCCCCCGCCGUCCGCCCCGUCGGCCUCGACAAAGGCGCCCGCGAAGCAGGCACAAGCACAGCCUGCACCCAAGGCGCCCCGUCCUCCACGCGAACGGCACGCAAAGGCGUCCACGUCCACAGCUCCCGCCGCGCCUGUCUCAGUGCUCACAGCUCCACCCGCGCCCUCCGCUGGCCGCCCGACCACUCCGGCUUCCAGUACACAUACAGACGCUGGAGCGCCCGCUCAGGCCGAAGCCGCCCCGACGCGCAGACGGCCUGUGCUUGGGCUCGCAUCGCGCACGUUCGAGGCGGCGCUUAGCGAGGCGGGCGUCGAGCGACGCGCACGCAGGGAGCGUCAGGCUGUUGGUGAUGCUGCGCCUGCGUUCGCCGCCUUCGCUCCAGAUGCCACGGCGAAAGGCAAGGCGCGCGAGGAGAAGGCAAAAGAGAAGCGCGCUGCGGCCGCACCGGCACAGCAGCGUGCACCGAAGAUCUUGCAGCGGGAGCAGGCGUCUGCGGUGCCAAAGGUAUUGCCGAGGGAGGCUGGUGCGGGGCAAGGGGAUGCAGCUCUGGGACAAGCAUCGGCGCAGGAGGAUGGGGCGAGCCGGAGGUCUAGGGGCCGGGGUCGGUCGGGCAGGGGCGGGAUGCGUGGUGGAGGCUGA
Laetiporus sulphureus 93-53 is the source of this 1467-nucleotide messenger RNA. RefSeq lists its product as uncharacterized. The record is from RefSeq and is a predicted model, not a curated record. Gene Ontology annotation, molecular function: mRNA binding. NCBI's taxonomy places the organism in Eukaryota, Fungi, Basidiomycota, Agaricomycetes, Polyporales, Laetiporaceae. The coding region runs from base 1 to 1467 and encodes 488 amino acids. Gene Ontology annotation, biological process: nuclear-transcribed mRNA catabolic process, nonsense-mediated decay; positive regulation of translation. Gene Ontology annotation, cellular component: cytoplasm; nucleolus. The transcript is spliced from 5 exons.